AUUGUGAGCUAUUAGUUUAGAAAUUUAAUUAUCAUAUAUCUAAUAAUGAAUUCUGAAGUAUCUACUGAUACAUCUGUUCAACAUACGAGCAAGCAAGUUGCUACAAGCUCAAAUAAUCAUGAUGGAAAGUCCGAGGAGGGACCAUUUUAUCCACCAGAGAGGUCAAUUUGUGUUUCUCCUUUACCGAAAUCUGUAUCACGUGACGAAUUAGUACACUUCCUACAUCAGUUUGGAGCAGUUAAGAGAGAACGAUUUAGACGCAGAUCUUUCAUCAUAGAAUAUUAUAAUAACAAACCUGUCGAAGUUUUGAUGAGCAAGACAUACUUUUUGCAAAAUGAAAAACUAUGUUUGAAAAAGAAAAUUGAUUGUGAUGUUCCAAAAAACAAGAAGAAAACUUCACCAAUACCGACGGAAGGCAAAAAAGUGGUGGAGAAUAUAGAUCCGAUCAAUUACAACCUUAUAUGUCAUGUUAUCCUGAAAGAAGUGACGUUCGACAGGGAAUUGGCGGCGCUUUUGAAUGAGAUACAACUCAGUGACGCUGAGUUGAUGACCAGAUACAAGGUUAUCUGUCCUCAUUUGACCGACAUAUUCAAGUUGACUUUCCCAGAGUGUACAAUUUUUAGUUUCGGUUCGACGGUGGCAGGAUUGAGUUUUAAAGAAUGUGAUUUGGAUAUCUACAUGUAUCUCGGUAAAAUUGGUUUACCAUCUUUCUUCAAUCAACCGAACCUAUCACAACAGAUAAUAACAACGGUGAUCUUCAAGAGAGUGAGGAAAAUCAUGUACAGCAUGAAGUUUAUUUUUGCGGAUAUAAUAGCAAUUCCCAAAGCGAAAACGCCUAUCAUAAAGUUUCGUUAUCUACCGACCAACGUUUCCUGCGACAUCUCCUUCAAGAACGGCCUAGGUGUCUACAAGAGUAAUUUCCUAAGAUAUUGCACAUUGCGCGACGUUCGACUCAAGCCGCUCAUGCUGCUGAUCAAAUAUUGGGCGAAGCAUCUCGGAAUCACAGGCGGCGGUAGGAUUUCCAAUUAUGGUCUGGUAUGCCUAGUGAUCUUUUAUUUUCAACAAGUCGAUCUUCUACCGCCGUUGUUGGAGCUACAACGGAACUGCAUGCCAUUGAUCAUAAAUGGCUGGCAGGUGAAUUUCGAUGAGAACACCCCGCUACCGCCCAGUAGCAAUACCAGGAGUAUCCCGCAGCUGUUUCACGAUUUCGUAUCUUUCUACGCCGAAUUUAUCUUCUCCUCGCGUGUCUUAUGUCUGUUGGACGGGAAAAUAUACGCAGCGUCCGACUUUGUGAAUUUCUUCAAGUUGCCCGAUUACAUGCACAGAUAUAAGAGUUACGUCACGAUGAAUAAUACUAAGAAAUUGGACAUCGAGAGGGCUAUGUGCGUUCAAGAUCCGUUCGAACUCGACCAAAAUACGACCGCAAUCACGCCCGAGCGCGUGUUAAUUGCGUUCCAUCGCUGCUGCGCGUUCAGCCUCGAGAUCUGCCAAUCCGUUAGUGAGGACAAUUAUAACGAUCUACUGAAGACGCUAUUUGGUAGGACGCCUCCGAAUAUGGUGCCACCAAAGAAGAAGAAGAAAAUAUACAAGAAGAUAAUACCCGCCGGUCAAUACAUCAAGGCCGGGUUACCAGCCAAUUUCGAGCAACGUACGGACAUUGUCGACAAAGAGCAGAACAUAAAAGAGAAUUGGUAUUAUGUGGUCUUCAAUCUGAUCAAGGACAUUUACGAGAUGGUCUUCAAGUUGCAAGUCGAGGUACUUUUCGACCACGACACGAAACGUCAGAAAAUCGCGACCUUAUCCGACGUGCACACUAAGAACCAUAAAAAGAUCACGUUCUAUUGCACUGGCAACAAAUGCGUGUGGAGAAACAGGAAGAAGAACAACAGAAUGCUGUUGGACGUACAGUUGAGCGCAUUGGAGAAAGAAGCGAUCGUUUCGGACAAGGUUUUGGAACAGUUGGUGUUGGAACAGCAGAACGAUGCUACUAAUAUACAGUUGAAUUUCUUCUGUACGUUGGAGAAGAUGGAUCCCACGGCAGUGAGCAUAACAAUGAGCAGCGAGUGUGCUGGUAACAUUUUCCGGUGCUUCGAGUGCUUCGCGGACAGCAUAAUCUCGAAGAUAAUCGAGAAAACGUUACUGCAUAUGCUGCAGUUCCAAAAGACCUACAGUCAAUUGUUGCAAAACAGACAACCUUCGCCAUCGUGAUCUUAAAGACGCGAAAGUGUACAUUAUAAUUUUUUCUAUAGUGUAUACGGACCAAACGUUUAAUGGCUAUAAACUGAAACAAUAUAAAUGUAUUUGUAUUGUAUACCAAAUUAAAAAAAAAAAAGCAUUGUAAUAUAAUCUGGGGUAUGUUGAAUUGUCUUUGGAGACAUUUUUAUGGCAUCAAGAGAGCAUGUGUGUGCAUGAUACACAUUGUACACAUAAUAGUAUUUCACAAAGGUCAGGGAUUACAAAUUUGUGUCUUCUGAUAAUACAUAAAAAGCUGCAGGCCAUAUAUUUUCACAAUCCGGGGCAAAUGGUAAACGAAAGAUAGAUGAAGAAACAUUUCAUUGUAGUUGGUAAAAUUAGGAAUAA
Molecule: messenger RNA, 2580 nt
Organism: Harpegnathos saltator (Jerdon's jumping ant)
Lineage: Eukaryota; Metazoa; Arthropoda; Insecta; Hymenoptera; Formicidae
Product: speckle targeted PIP5K1A-regulated poly(A) polymerase
Exons: 4
Coding region: 46-2208 (720 amino acids)
Biological process (GO): RNA 3'-end processing
Molecular function (GO): nucleotidyltransferase activity; nucleic acid binding
Source: RefSeq, a predicted model, not a curated record